This is a messenger RNA of Beta vulgaris subsp. vulgaris (sugar beet), 1670 nucleotides long. Its product is annotated as axial regulator YABBY 1. The record is from RefSeq and is a predicted model, not a curated record. NCBI's taxonomy places the organism in Eukaryota, Viridiplantae, Streptophyta, Magnoliopsida, Caryophyllales, Amaranthaceae. Bases 519 to 1289 code for a protein of 256 amino acids. The transcript is spliced from 7 exons. Gene Ontology annotation, biological process: regulation of leaf development; fruit development; cell fate commitment. Gene Ontology annotation, cellular component: nucleus.
GGUGGGAUCAAAAAAAAGAAAAAAAAAAAAGUGUAGAAAGAGCAGUUUUCUCUAGGGAAGAAGAUGGAGCUUUCAAGUUCUACAACUAUAUAAUUGGUAUCAUCAUAACACACACAUACCCACAACAUUCACACACAAACACACACACAUACAUACUAUUCUCUGUCUUUCUCUCAACCCUCAUUUGUUGAGAGAGAAAGAAAAGAUAGCAGAUCCCCAAAAGUGUAGGCGGUUAAAUCUGUAAAACCUACACUAACUACUGAAAAAACUAUAUAAUAGUAUUAAAAAACUACUAUAUAAUAUUAUAAAAAACUAUAUAAUAGUAAUAAAUAUUCCACUACAAAUAAAACAUCACCGAUCAGUCAUUCAGUCAAUCAGUCCAUCUAUCCAUCCACCCAUCCCAUCAAAUAGAUCAUAUCAUAUCAUCAAAGCAAGAGAGAGAAAGUAGCUAGUGUUCUUUAAUUCUGUAUUUCUGUGUGUUUUUAGAGAGAGAAAGUUUAGAAAUAAGAAGAAAAAAAAUGUCAUCUUCAUCAUCAUCAACAACAACAACAGGAAGUGCAGGUGGUGGAGGAAGUUUAGAUACUACUACUAAUCAUUCUCAUAAUACUAAUGUUGAAAAUCAUCUUCUUUCUCCUUCAGAUCAACUUUGUUAUGUUCAUUGCAACUUCUGUGAUACUGUUCUUGCUGUGAGUGUACCAAGUAGCAGCUUGUUUAAGACUGUGACAGUGAGGUGUGGACACUGCACUAAUUUGUUAUCAGUGCAAAUGUGGACGCCGUCUACUCCGCCGCCGCCGCUUCCAACUAAUCAACUUCAUCAUCAUCUUCCUCCUCCCUCUUUCUUUACUUCUCCUCAUAAUCUUCUGGAGAUUCGAAGCUCAACACCAAAUUUCAUCAACAACCAUCAUCAAUCUGUGUUCAAUGAGCCCAUGAUGCCGGUUCGAGGCAUUGAUCAUCAUCAUCAUCAAGAGUUGCCAAAGCCUCCACCUGUGAAUCGGCCUCCAGAGAAGAGACAGAGAGUACCAUCUGCCUAUAACAGAUUCAUCAAGGAAGAAAUUCAAAGAAUUAAAGCUGGAAAUCCUGAUAUAAGUCACAGGGAAGCCUUCAGUGCUGCUGCCAAGAAUUGGGCCCACUUCCCACACAUUCAUUUCGGCCUUAUGCCUGACCAUCAACCCGUGAAGAAGGCUAAUGUGCGCCAGCAGCAGGAAGGAGAGCAUGAUGUUCUGAUGAAAGAAGGGUUCUUAGCUCCUCAAGCCAAUUGCAAUGUGAAUGUGGGUGUAGGUCCCUACUAAGAUGGAUGGAUGAAAAAACAAAGUAGUUAUAAGAAAAUUUAAAGCAAGGGUAGUCAAGUACUAACUCUAGUACUAGUACUACCACUUUGUGUUUAAAUUUCCGUAGGUUUUUUUUUUCUUUUGUCUCUUUUAGUUUGAUCUCUAAGUCACUAGCUUUUCACCUGGUGCUUCUCUCUUUGCACUUCAUUAAUUACCUCUAGGAGUAAUUCAACUUCUUUAGGACUCUACUUUUUACUCCUUGAUGAAAUAUUUGUCUUAGAGAAGGGAAACCAAGGAAGUUGAAGUGAGCAUGUUAUAUAUAUUAAUGUUAUUGCUCAAACUUCUUAACAACUAAAUCUCUUUAGUUUGUUUAAAGUAUGAUGAUGUUAUAUCAUUUUUCAA